AUGGCUUGCCCUGCAAACAAUGCCGCAUCGGCAAUCGCAAUUGCCACUACGACGAGUCUCAGCCCAAACAGCCCUCCAAAAGAAGAGGUAGCGUCGGUAGCAGCUCCUACCCCGGCAACAAACACGAGCGCCAGCGCGACGCGGACAGGCGCCGCUCUCUGCAAAGUGAUGUUGCUGCUCCUCCUCCUCCCCCUCCUCCUCAAGCGGCUCUAGAUCACACUUUGCAAGAUCCAAGCACAUUUAGAGGACUCAGCAUCCCUCCUUUUGUCCAGCCGACCUUGGCACAAUAUCCAAUGAGUCAAAAUGCAGCUUCAUCUGUCGGCUCCUUUCACGAUCCACGUCCCGCUGGCGGCAUUCCUUCGAAUCCGUUCAACUCCUCCGGCUUCGUCACAAACACUUACGAUCCUGCGGCGGGGAUGCGGUACAGUGGCUUUGCAGAUCUUUCGCAUCAACCCUCUACUGCCUCUUCUAUUGCAGAGUGGCAGCAAAACGUGCCAUGGCCAUCUGCUCCGACUUACCCGCCUCUUCCGAGUCUCCAUGGUCAGGAAGAUGCCUCUCCUGCGCUGAAUCCAAGGAUCAACUGGCCCCGCUAA
Molecule: messenger RNA, 593 nt
Organism: Ceraceosorus bombacis
Lineage: Eukaryota; Fungi; Basidiomycota; Exobasidiomycetes; Ceraceosorales; Ceraceosoraceae
Source: the annotation of a GenBank genome assembly